Topomyia yanbarensis is the source of this 510-nucleotide messenger RNA. RefSeq names its product probable small nuclear ribonucleoprotein E (gene SmE). The transcript is spliced from 2 exons. Gene Ontology annotation, cellular component: precatalytic spliceosome; U4 snRNP; U2 snRNP. Gene Ontology annotation, biological process: mRNA splicing, via spliceosome; spliceosomal snRNP assembly. The record is from RefSeq and is a predicted model, not a curated record. Lineage: Eukaryota; Metazoa; Arthropoda; Insecta; Diptera; Culicidae. Gene Ontology annotation, molecular function: RNA binding. The coding region runs from base 66 to 341 and encodes 91 amino acids.
UUGUUUGUUUCGGUCGCGUCUUUGGAACGUUUCCUGAUUUUCUUAGUGAGAAAACCAACGCAAAAAUGUCGUUUAAAGGCUCAAAGGUGCAAAAGGUGAUGGUCCAACCCAUCAACUUGAUUUUUCGCUACCUUCAGAAUCGAUCCCGCGUCCAGGUUUGGUUGUACGAGAAUACUCACCUGCGGAUAGAAGGACAUAUCGUCGGUUUCGAUGAGUAUAUGAACCUGGUUCUGGACGAGUCCGAAGAGUACAACAUCAAGAAACAGAACCGACGCCAGCUAGGACGGAUUAUGCUGAAGGGGGACAAUAUUACACUCAUCCAAAACGUCCAGACCCACUAAGGGUGGUGGAGAUGUUUUAGGUCUAUUGUUUGGAGAUUCCAGUUAUUUUUGAGUGACUGAACAGUGGUUUGAUUUCAUUCAAACACUUAUUAGCGUAAUAAAAGGCUGCAGGCGUAGGUUUGUGUGGGGAUUCGGUAGAAAUCUGCGUAAAUAAAUAAAGUGAAUUGAA